AGUUAACAUCUCCGCAAGAGUUUACUGGAGCAAAAAUUUCAUUGAUUCAGAAGAAAAUUGCUAUCAUUAUUUCUCGGUACAAGACUAUCAUCCAGCGUUGGACCAACUGUUUAUCAUGCAUCUCCGGCGCUCACUGUACGAGGGCUACAAAACCGCCCACAACAAGCUCUUCAGCGUCAAAAAUACAAGCGACUUUCAGGCCACAGGCCGACUCACUCCCAAAGAAUUCGUUGAGGCAGGCGACGAGCUUAUUCAGAAAAACCCAGUCUGGCAGUGGGUGGGUGGACCCGACCAUGUUCAGGACUAUCUUCCAGACGACAAAAAGUGUCUCGUGUACCGCGGCGCGCCGUGUGCUGAGCGCGCCCCUGUGGCUCAGACAGAUGCUCCUGUCGAGACCGUGGACGAAGACGGUUUUGUCGUUACGGAGGCUCCGAAAGCAGCCCUUCCCACAACAGCAGUGGAGGAAGAAAAGGUGCUGAAUUGGGACGACGAGGAUUCCGCCUCCGAUGAUGAAGACGUGGUGACCACCACACCGGACAGCUCCUCUAACUUACGCGUGUAUGACGUGUACAUCGUAUACGACAAAUACUACGAAACCCCUCGCAUGUAUUUGGUUGGAUAUGCUAGCGACCAUGUAACUCCUCUUACAACCGACCAGAUGAAACAAGAUGUUUACUGCUCAAACUACGGGAAAACCGUCACAAUUGAUCCACAUCCCGUGUUGUCUAUACCUUGCAUUAGCAUCCACCCUUGCCGCCACGCUGAAACGAUGUGCAGCCUCAUGUGUCGAAUGCAACAAUACUACGAAAACGAAAAAGGUGAAGAGGCAAGAAGAAAUCCUUUUAUUUUCCCUGCACAUUUGGCAUUGCUUCUUUUUCUGAAAUUCAUUUCCACUGUUUUGCCUACAAUUCAAUACGAUAUAUCAUCCGGUUUUGAUUUGAUUUAA
Molecule: messenger RNA, 946 nt
Organism: Leptomonas pyrrhocoris
Lineage: Eukaryota; Euglenozoa; Kinetoplastea; Trypanosomatida; Trypanosomatidae
Product: putative Autophagocytosis protein
Exons: 1
Coding region: 116-946 (276 amino acids)
Biological process (GO): nucleophagy; autophagy of mitochondrion; autophagosome assembly
Cellular component (GO): cytoplasmic ubiquitin ligase complex; cytosol
Molecular function (GO): Atg8-family ligase activity
Source: RefSeq, a predicted model, not a curated record